AUCGUCUAUGUGGCUUGUACAAGGUAAUAGUUUAGUUUGUUUUGAAUUUAUAUUUUAUUUUUAUUUCUCUAAAUUUUACAUUCAUUUUUGUUUCUACUAUUUUGGGUGGAAUAAUUGCAUCUCUUUCUCACAUUGAUUCUUUGACACGUCUUCAUCCUCUAGUGCUGUCUGACUGUCCCAACAGUUGCCAAACACUGAAGAAACGGCUGACAUGUUACAGGCAGGCCACUAAGAUCACUAAUAAAUUGUUAUCAGGAAUUAUAGGACAGCCAUAACAUACAUAAAGCUCAUUGCUUGAUAGUGGCGUCAGCGUUAGAAAAGGCAAAAGUUUCAUUUGGAAAAUGGAGUAAGAAAUAGUUAAGAUCUCUACCAAGAUUGGGAUGUGAAAAGGAACCUUUCUCAUGAAAGGGACUAGCAAUGUGUAGCCUUGAGGUCUGUGGGAAGGCAUUAUCACCUGUUUUUCAUUCUACUAGUACACUGCGGCAGAAAUAAUAGCAGGGGGUUACAUAAAUGUAUUGGUCAUCAGGCAGGUUGUUUCAGGAAGAGGUCAUAUUGUCUCAUCUUCUAUUGAAUCACAGCAGGCUGCCUCUCUUUCACAGCCAGGCAAUAUAAUAUUGCUUUGGGUAUUCUCCGCAUCCAAGCAAAAGAUCUCAAAGGCCAGCCUUUCAUUGAAACAGGCAGGCAGCAUCAGCUCAAGGUCACAAUAGCCUAUUGUUUCUCCCCAGGUAGAUGUCAUCAGCAUGAUGUCACAGUGGCCAGUCUGUUCUCCAUAGGCAGGCAGCACUAGAAUGAAACCACAGUGGGUUUCUUUUCAACAUGCAGCCAAUGAACAGCAAGAAGUCAUAUUUCUUACUCUCUCAGUAUAAAGGCAGCAACAUGUAUAUGAUAUCACAAUAACACUUCCUCCCAUAGGCAUUAGUAUGAUGUCACAAUGGCCAAUCUUUCUUAAACUGGCAGUCAGCACCAACUUGUCAGCCUUUCCUCUCUGGACACAAUGUGUUUAUUAUUAUUUCUAAUUUAAAAACUGGAAAUGCAAAACUGGAAAUGCAUUGAUAAUAAAGCAUGUUUUAAUUUGAUACCUGGAUUUUUUUAUACCAGCCUUAUCAACCCUGGAAUGCCACUAAAGCAUAGAAAGUUGCUUUUGUAAAUUCUUUUUUUUUUCCCCACUGAAGGCACUCAGAGAAAACCUGUGAAAAUCUUAAGGCUUGCAUAAGAUGAUAUGGAAGGAGGCAUUCAUUAUUUAGAAAAUUAAAAGUGAUAAUAGGCACUUUCAAUUGGGCACAGUAGCCAUUAGUGUGAUGAGCAAGAUGUCACAUUGCUCAAUUUAUAUUGAAGUGAACAGAUUUUGCAUCGGGUCACAAUGGCCAAUCUCUCUUCCAAAGCAGGUGGCACCAGUAGGAAGCUGGCCAGGCUAGUCUUGUGGAAGAAGGAAGCAUGGCAUGAAACUGAUCAGUCAUUUCUUUACAGAUAGAAAGCAUUAGCAGGAUGCCACAAUAGACAGAUUGUUCUCUAUAGGGAGAUCACAUCUUCAAAAGUUGGUACUGACCACUCUCUUAGUGAAGUCAGCAGCAUCAACAUAACACAACAACCAGUCUCCUUUUCAUGGGGAGAUAGCAUCACUGCAAUAGGUCAUAAUGGGUUUCUCCACCAUAGGCAGGCAGCAUCAGCAGGAUGUCACAAUGACUAGUCUCUCCAGGGAGGCUGAAUUGCCAUGGGCAGCAUCUUGUUAAAAUAUUCAUCAGAUUGGAUGCAUCAGAGUGAGGUUUCCAGUACCCUUCUGAUCUUUCAGUCACUCCUCUCUUUGGAGCAGGUGGUAACAAUGGAAGGUGAAUCUUUCUUUCUCCCCCUCUCUGACUGUAGCUGACUAUGAAUAAUGUCGAGGUACAAUCACUUUUCCACUAGGAUGAGCAUAUAUACAGGAGGAUGUGGACACAAUUUGUACCAUAAAAGGCAGAAGCUGGGAACAGAGAGAAUGCAGUCAAAAGAUUUGAAUCUGAAGAAGAGAUUUUCCAUGGUUUCUCUGAGAUUUCUUCUAAGGCAACUACAAUCGGCUUAAAUAGUUCAAUGAAUGUCAAUACACUGUCAAUGAAACGAGUCUCACAUAAACGUGUCAGUCUUUUUUUCUUUGUUUCUGGCACAUAAACACUGAUAUUAAUCUGUAAAAUAUUGUUAGCAUUUGAACUGUUUCUGAAGAAAUUUAUUAUUUCUUUUAUUGUUCCAAGACAAUUCCUAACAGAAGAGUUUGAAAAUGUAUCACUCAAUGCAAGGUUCAGUUGAUGACUUGCACAAUAAAAUGUCUUCGUCUCUGGGCUUUUUAAAGAAUGGUGUUAUGCUCCUUUGGCUUCGUUUCAUGUUAGUUGUUCUGUCUUCAUGUGCUAUAGCGAGGCUGAAAGGAAUUUCACACAAAUAUCUAUGACUCUGACAUGACUUGCUUCUAUAUAUUUCUAAUACUCCAACUUGAUGUGGAUUUUUAUGCUCUACCAAUAACACUCUGCUUCCUUUCAAGCCUAAUCUUAAACUUAAACUGAACAGAAAUCCCCAACCAACUGUCAUUCUAAUUGUCAUUUCCAGAGUUCUAAAGCUAGGGCUCCUUACCCCUCCCCUACUCUUAAAGAUACAGGCUCUAAAUUACAUAUUCUGCCUUUGGAGGCAGCAUAUUAGUAGCAUAACUGUAAAGGUGUGUGUGAGGGAAGAAUCUUUUUUGAAUCCCACCGCUGCCACCAAUUGUGGAGAUGUUUGUGACAGGGAUGGAAUCCUUUUGAUCCCACCACACACAGUUACCACCAAUUGUAAUGAUGUCUUGAUGAUGAUUUUAAUUAAUUAUUUAUAUAUUUAAUUAUCUUUGCUGCCACAAAAUGGAGAAGAUGUCAGGCAGAGGACACUUAUUGCUUUUAAGCUUUCUUAUUUAUUUUACUUUUGAUGGUGAUGUUGCUUAGCUUAGGAUAUGAUUGUGACAGAGACUUAGAUGGAUUUAAAAAUCAAAACAAGUUUAUUGCAUGUACAAAGCUUAGUGGUUUCUAUAACUUUUUAAAGGCACUUAAAAUAACAGUUACAAAUAGAUAUGAGGUGUUCUAACUUCCAAAAUAUUUCCUUUCUCUCAAGACUAACUAAAAACUGAUCCUCUUGGAUCCACUGGGAUUAACUUCCCCUAAUCCACAGCCUCUAUAAAUAACCCUAAACAAGUCACCUAACUUGCUUAGUCUGGCCUAUUAGAGGUCUGCCUCCCUGGUUUCCUUAUCUGAAACCAGUCUGUCCCCUGUGACUAAAAAUCACAGACUAAGAUCCAAACUUCCCUGGUUUCCUUAAACUUGGAACCAGUCCGUUCCCUGUGACUAGAAAUCACAGACUAAGAUCCAAACUUCCCUGGUUUCCUUAAACUUGGAACCAGUCCGUUCCCUGUGACUAGAAAUCACAGACUGAGAUUUAAACUUCCCUGGUUUCCUUUCCAAACGGCGGUUGGCUCCGCCCCCGUUGUCAUGGCAACCUGUCUCACCAUGCUGAGCUGGUCACCCUCUGGCAUUAUCAGCUCUAAUACUUACCAUUUUAAACUUAACUAAACAUGACUGUUUAAACAAAAUCAAAUAAACAUGUCAUCUAUAAACAAAAUAAAAUCACACACUUCUUUACAAUAACUAACUUCAUUUUAACAUAGAAUAACUGUCAUAAUAAUAAUAAUAAUAAUAAUAAUAAUAAUAAUAAUAAUAAUAAUAAUAAUGGCGCAGACAGGAGAGCAAUGAGUCACUGACCAGUAGGUCAUAAGUUCGAGGACCGCUCAGAGCUAUGUUUGUUUGUCUUUGUCCUGUGUUAAAAAGGCAUUGAAUGUUUGCCUAAUAUGUGUAAUGUGAUCCGCCCUGAGUCCCCUUCGGGGUGAGAAGGGCGGAAUAUAAAUGAUGUAAAUAAAUAAAUAAAUAAAUAAUAAGGCAUUGAACCAAGCCAAUGCUGGAUCUGGACCAAACUUGGCACAUAAAGCCAAUGUGCCCAACAGUGUAUAUAGGCAGGGAUUGGGGAAUGAUUGCCCUUUUCAGUGGUAUUUGUUGUUUACCUGGAUCCAGAAAGCACUAAAGGCAGCCAACAUCAUAUCUGGACCAAACAUGUCCAACUGUGCAUACAGGACAGGCGGGGAUUGGGGGUUAUGGACCUUGGUUCUGGGAGUUGCAGUGCGCCCUUAUCCAGAGGGCAUUGAACCAAGCCAACGCUGGAUCUGGACUAAACUUGGCACAAUGAUUGCCCUUUUCCAAAUGGGAGCUGUUGUUUACCUGGAUACAGAGAGUCCCAGAAGGCAGCCAAUUGGUUCAACGCACUCCACUCCCAGCCACGAGUGUGGUGAGACUUCAAUGAACAGACGUGAAGGCCUGCCGAGUGCACGGGUGUGAAGGCCUAUUGUGGCCUCCAAAUGGUCUGUGGUGCAGUGGCAUCCUCUUUGGUGCCUGGGCUGUUGGCACACUCCCCUUCCUCUCCCAGCACUGAAGACUGAAACCAGAGGCAUCGAAAAGGAAAGAGAGUAUGCCGAGGGCUCAGGCACGGACAAGAGAGUACGCCGCUGUGCCACAUAACAGUAAGGCCUUCUCGUGGACCACCCUGAGAAUUUUAGGAGGGGGGCUGACGUCCCUCAAGCCCCCUGCCCCCCCCCCCCCCCCAAGCUCGAUGCCUGCCUCCCACCUAGGCUUUAUGGGCUCCCUCUUGGCCUUAAAUAUUUGUAAAUCUUUAUUUUUGAGAAUGGCUUGAUGGAAGGGUGUGUGUCUACCUGGGAUAGAAGGUUAGGAGAAAUAGUCUUCAAUGAGAUAAUGCCAUAAAUAAAUAAAAAUAUCUGUUCUUGCUGGAUGAUAUGAUGUGACAUGAUUAAUGUUCACUGUGACAAUGAAUGGCAAAAAGUUCAAUUUAUUGUAAAAAAAAAAAGUAGAAGUCUAAAGAUCUGAUGUGUGGUCAAGACCUCUAUACGCACUGGCCAUUGUAUGAAGCAUGAGAUCAUAUGUAGGAGGAGAGAAGGAGGGGGGGAUGUACUGGGGUAUAUCUGAGCACUGCAGAGAAGAGUCAUUUAUUCAAUGUUGUUAAAUAUUAAAUAUUAAUUAAACUAAUAUUCAAGUUUAAUUUUAACUAUGAGAAACAUCAUUGGUAGUUAUUAAACCAUAUUUAUAUGCAUUGCUGAGAUUCACUGAAUUAAAAUUCUAAACAUACUUUCUGGAAGAUGUUGAUUUGUGUAGUGCUUUGGUUCACCACUCUGAGAAAAGAGUUAAGGCAAGUGUGAGGUAUACAGAUUUUUGAAUAUAUCUGGCACAUAUAUUUAUUCACACAUUGCAGUUUUUUGGAAUUCCAAAAUCCUCCCAUUCAGAAUAUGAAAAAUUAUACAUUCAAAUUUUCUCUGAAAAAAGUUAUUCCCCAUCUGUAUUAUUUACAUUCAGUAAGCAUGACCAUUCCUAACAUGGAGUAGACAUGAUUGUGUAUACUAAGUAUGAGCAAAUUCUCGAUUUGUCUCUAAUUUUGGAUUAAAAUUGUUUUGUUCUCGCUUUUUGAUCCACUAUCCGACACGUGGUAUCACGGUGCAUCAAGCAUUGUAAUAUGAAGCAACAUUGGCCCUCCCUCGGAAUGGCUUUUAAUAUGUAUCAGGGUUAUUUUUCCAAAACAAUUUUUUAAAAUAUAUAUUUAAAAAUAUUUUAAAUAUUUUUUUUGCUACUGCAACCUAUCUUGAAUGGGAGAGCAGACCAGCCUAACAUGGCUGCUGCUCUCCAACCAAUCAGAGGAGUGCACGUGGACUCAAAAGUAGGGGCAAACGUCCUCUGUGUAUCCACGCAGCACUCCUCUAUAAAAUCCCAUAUUGGUGCUGGUCGGAGCCAUUCGGGGGUUGGCGAGCGCACGAGAAGGGUGACUAAGGGUGGCUUGGGCUGGGAAGCGGUCGGUUGCAGAAGGCGAGAGCAAGGGGAAGCGAAGCGAAGCUGCAAGCCAAGCAAGCUAAUAGAAGGGAGAGCAGAGCAAGAAGUGUGGCUUCUUGGGCUGGGAAGCGGACAAGGGAAAACUCUGGGCAAGCCAAGCUAAUAGAAGGGAGAGCAGAGCAUUGGGUGACGCCUAAACCAGUCUUGAGUGCUGCACUGCUGGAGAAGGGAGAGGGAGGUUAUUGUCACGGUCGGCUGUGCCAGGGUCUAGCUCGCUGUGGAGCUGCUGGUCCAUCUGUGUUCUAUUUGCAUUUUUUUAAAAGGAACAUAUGGCUCUCCAAGUUACAUAGCUUUGCCUUCUUCAAACUGUGAUCCACUUCCAAGACAAGGGAUUUGGGUUAUCAAAUCUGGUGGCACUUUGCAAGAACCACUAUUAAUUUCCAGUGUCCUUUAUGCAAAAAUAUCCAAAAAGGAACAUAUAAUUUUCCAAGUUACAUAGCUUAGCCUAAUUCAAACAGUGAUCCAUUUCCAAGCCAAGGGACUUAGCAACUCUGGGAGCACUUUGCGAGAACCACUAUAGAUUGCCAGUGUUCGUUAGGCAAAAAUAUCCCAAAAGGAACAUAUAGUUUUCAAAGUUACCUAGCUUUGCCUAAUUCAAACAGUGAUCCAUUUCCAAUCCAAGGGUCUUAGCAACUCUGUGUCAGGGUGCAACAAAGAACAGCAUCAUCAAAGCUGGUCUUCUCGCAACCUGACUACAAGAGGACAGAGGAAGGAGACCAUUUGGCGGGAUAGGCUGAUUUAUGACAGGGUCUGGUCUUCAAACGUGGGAAAGGACAAAAGGAAAGGGAGGUGUUGAUGGAGAAGGAGGAGGGGGGAGGCAACAACCCCAUAUACUGAGGGGAAAAGCGGAAGAGGGUCAGUAAAAGCUUUUGCAGUCAUCUUGGCAAGGCGGAUUCAAUAAAGUUUUCCAUUGCGACCAGCGGUGUGAGCCUAUUUCUUGGGUCCUACACCUUCCAGGAACGGACAUUAAGCUUUUACUCCCUUUUUUUUUUUUCGGCUCAUCCCGUGAGGAAAGGUCUCUCCGGUGAGAGCAUGAACCCUGAUGGAGGAGAAACCAUGAAGGAAUUCCUCUUCCUGGAAGAAGAACAGGCGAACCCUCGAGGUGCCGAGGAGUUGAGAGAGGAAAGGAACCCAUCGCCAGCGUUGAGCGAAGGGGGGACAGACCCCUCGGACCUGUCGUGGAAGCCGCUGACCUCCACCCAGUUACCCGCAGGAAGGGGAGUGACGGUGAGACGGAAGAUCCAGAUGGGAGGAGAUUGGCAGCGAGACGGAGAGGGAGCCCCGGAGAUGAGAAGGAUGGAGAGGAGAUUAGAUGCGAUGGAGAAAAUGUUUGAAACUUUCUCUCGACAGAUGGAUCUGAUGCAGCGGCAGGUAAACGAGUCCUGGAGGGCGACAGUCGAGCAACGGGAGCAGAGGAGAGGGCUGCCCGGGAGAGGCACUGGACCCCGUCCCUUUGCCGGGGAGGGUCCACAGGACUAUGAGGAUGAGAUGCCUCAGCAGGGGACAUCAGUUUUCCCCACGGGCCUGUCAGGAAGGAGCCAAAUGCCUGGGAAGGGAGAAUUUCGGGUGAAGUUCAACGGGGACCCCAAACAGCUGUCUUAUUUCAUUACAAACGUAAGACACUUCAUGGAGGAUUUUGGGGACCACUUCCCUUCAGAAAGCGCAAAAAUCCACACGGUGGGGGCAAACUUGAAAGAAGCAGCUGCAGACUGGCUAAUGCAGAUGUAUGAUACUGGUGCCCGGGAGCUGGCCUGCCUGGAGGAUUUCCUAAGAGCCCUCCGUGAGAGAUUCGAAGACCCUUUGGCAGAGGAGAGGGCGAAGGCCCAACUCAAAAGGAUAUACCAGGGAGGAAAGACGGUGUCAGAAUACGCCCUGGAAUUUAAAGCCACAGCGGGGAAGAUUAGGGACUGGUCCGACACCACCAAACUGGAAUAUUUCAGGGCUGGUUUACGCUCUGAGGUGCUCGAGUGGGCUUUACACAGAGGAAAUCCAAGAGACUUGGAGGACUGGAUUUUGUUAGCGGGGCGCGUGGAGAUGGACCAACAGCAAAUCUCUCGUCGUCCAAGGGAGAGCAACAGAAUCAAACCCCCGACAGCAGCAACACGGCGCUUCUCCCCUCGUCGCGGAAGGUCGACCAGCAGGGAGAGGAGAGCAGGGAGGGGGGCCUGCUUCGCUUGCGGCCGCGAGGGACAUCGAGCGGCAGAGUGUCCGAAAGGGACAGGCGUGGAGACAAAAGGAGAGAGGCUUCACAGCCAGAAGCCGCCCCACCAGAACUCCAAACUAGCAAAAGGGAAAGCUGCCAUGGCAACGGAAACGGCUUUAGCCCCAGGGCAGCUUCAGGCAGAAGAGAUGGAGGAAGCGGAGGACCUGGAGUUACCGGGAAACGACCGGGAUCUGUUUUGAACGCCCGGAAACAGAUCGAACCACCAGAGGGCGAAGGGGGUGAGUUGAGAAGAGUAAAUUGUGACAUUGUGAGAGUCAGAGUGAGGCUGUUGAACCCAGAGACAGGGAUUCAGGUAGAGGCAGAUGCUAUGUUGGACUGUGGGUGCACGAGAUGCCUAAUUACUCCCGAACUAGCAAACAGGUUGGGGGUGGAGCCAAACCCACUGAAGACACCAGUAGUCUUCGCACAAUUGGAUGGAAGCCCAGCAUACGGAGUCCCAGUAACAGAAAAAACAGGGUUUUUAAGAAUGACUAUGGGUUCUCAUGCUGAGACAUUGCAAUUUGUGAUUUCAACAAUGGCACAUCAGCCAGUCAUUUUGGGCGUUCCUUGGCUGAGAUGGCAAAACCCUCAGAUUGACUGGAAAAGGGAGACAUUUACUUUCUGGGAUGGGAAUUGCAAUUUUGAGAGUACCCCGAAAGACAUAGAGGUACUGGAGCCAGAGGGGGCGAUAGCAGCCAUGU
Molecule: messenger RNA, 8831 nt
Organism: Anolis carolinensis (green anole)
Lineage: Eukaryota; Metazoa; Chordata; Lepidosauria; Squamata; Anolidae
Exons: 2
Coding region: 6960-8330 (456 amino acids)
Molecular function (GO): zinc ion binding; nucleic acid binding
Source: RefSeq, a predicted model, not a curated record